UCGCGAUAGGUUCGCGCGAGGAGCAUUCAAUUUCACUCGAGUAUCUCCAAUCAGAUUCUCGAGAGUCAACAUUCCGUUCCACCAAACCCACUCGAUGGACCACAGGAACAAGGCUAAUUCGAUUUCGGCGUAACGCGGCUUACCGUCGACCUCGCCAUACGUGUGCCUCAACGUGUUACCAUAUAUCAUCUGGCGCAAAACUGAAUUGACAAAUUGCCAGCAAAGAAAAUCCAAUAUACGCGUUAUACUUUGAUGAUCAACGGUCAUAAUUUCAGAGAUACGAGUUUUCCUCUAAUUUUUCUCUAACGUCUAAUCUCUAUGCUUCGUUAAAUUCUUGCAAUGUUUUUAAUUCUCCAUAAUCGGACAAACGUUUUUUCUUUUAUUCGCAAUGUUCGAGAUAAAUUUUUGUUGGUAAUCGAAAAGCGAUCUUUCGUUCCGGAAUCGAGAAAUAAAAGAAAGAAAAGGGAUCGUUUAAUUUUGGCAAAGACAGAGCCUUCGUUCCGCGACGCAACGCACCAACGUUCGAGAGACGAGGAUUUAUCGAACGUAGGUGUGUUGGCCGGUCGUGUUGUUCGUUUAUUAUGCUAGCUGGUUUGCCUGGCUUAUAUUGUGCCGGGCAGCGUUGUAAAUGCGCGGCUGGCUCUGUUCUUCCAUCCAUCGCCCGUUACAGUUUCCUUCCUCCAGCCUCCUCAGUUCCCAUUUUCUCAACCACUCACAACUCGCGUAGGUGAGCCCGUGUACGUGCUGUUCGAUCCCCAAUCGCGAGUUUCGGCGCGGAUGCAGCCUCGAAAAAUUAGCGUGCGCGAGAUGCCCGUAGUUUUGGUCGACAGUGAGCUCGGUUAACUCUUUCGAUCGAUCAUUCUCUUCGCGCGACUUUAUCUUCAUUUCGCUUUCCUCGGCGAAUGCGGCUCGAGUGUAGUUGGUGUGAAUUCGUGUAAAAAAAAAGAAAAAACGAAUGCCUCUUGCUUGGUGCGAUCAAGUUGGAGAUAAGCGAGAUCACGAGAUGACCGUAUCCGAGAAUGGAUCCACAACAGAGAUCGUCUCCAUAAACUCGGCCAGAAGUUCCAAGGUGAUUACAUCUUUCGAAGAAUGAACUCGAAAUUCUUCUGCCAAGACCUCAGUGCGAUUUCUUCCACAUGGACCUACACAGUGAUCCGUAUUUUUCUUUCUUUUUUUUCUCCGUUAUAUUAUUCUCUAAUUAAGGCUGGUAAAUAAAUUUAAUCCCAUUGUCUCUCGAGGCGUGGCGAGUUGUUCGUUGUAAAAGUUUUUCCCCUCGUACGGAGGGGAGGAAACGAGAGAAGAAAACGGAGAAGCGUUUUAUCGUGUACGAUAAAAUGCGGAUGUGCAUAAGAGCAUUCGUCUCGUUGUCUUUUCAAUGAUUCGCGUUUGAAUCGGGAUCGAAAAAAGAAAGAAAGAAAGAAAGAAAGAAAAGAAACGCGUAUGCCUCGAUGAUCUCGUGAAAUCUCGUAUUAUCGAAAGAGAGUUAUCAAAAGAGUUUUCGUCGUUGAAGAUUAUUUAAAUCCGUCAGAAGAGGGUGAUCUUACGUACGAUGAUCAGGGGCGCGGUGCCUCUCAGAUCGAACUCGACCUGCUCGAGGAACACCCUGAAUAUUGUCACGAGGGAGGAAAGACGUCGGACCGGAAGAUACGUCGCGGGUGGCGCUGUGCUGGCAAUCAUGCUUCUGGCCAUGCAUCAAGCGCUCCUCAGGGACGCGUCCACCAUAGCCGGUGUCUGCAUACCGGCCAUAAUAAUGAUCUCUUACAUUAUAUGGAUCUUGUAUUCCGCCCAUCGGGACAGACGAAAGGCGUUGAGAUUCGCGACAGCGUUGCAGCUGACAGAAGUAAUCAGCGUGCCACCCAGGUCGAGCGAAGAGAUCUGCAGAAACGGGACGAGCAAGGACGAGACACGAAAGUCAAACGGUUCGAAAUCAGCCUACAAUGUUCGAGAGUCGUCGUCCCGCGAAAAUCCUGCUUUCUCUUCCAAGGACGAAGCUGCGUGAGAGGAAUCCUUCUACUUUAUCACGUUGGACGUGAAAUCAAAACUACGAUUCUGGUUUUUUAUCACGACUUUCCCAGAGAAAUACCAGUAUUUUUUUCUUAUCUGGUUAUGUUCUAAAACAGUAAUAUUUUAGAUCGUACGAUGUAACCGAUUUUUUUAUUCUCUUUUCUAAAAUCUUCCAAAAUCAAGAAACGGUACGAAAAAUCGAAGAGGAUUCGAGUAAGCGGAUAAUCGAUUCGAUUGAAAUAUUUAAACGUAUCAUAGAAGGAUGAUGCAAAUCCAAAAAAACGACUGUGCAUACAAAUUGAGAACAAGUUCUUUCGCAUCGUGUCGUAAUUGUUAUCGUAUUUCGAACGAUUUUCAUUCAAAUGUAUGUACAACGAUUCGAACUUUACAAUUUUAAAUUAAUAAACGAAGAGAAAGGCGAAAGCAAGAGUCAAGACAAAUAUUAAGACGGCAAACUGUCUUAACAGGUUUAAAACGAGAUUCGAAACGCGAUCGAGUCAGCAUACUACGAUUCUUUCCGACUUUAAUCGUUCCCCUGAGGCAGAAAGCGAACGAACGAGCUUGCGGCACAACCUAAUAACAUAAUAAAUAACUUGGUUCGGUUUCGUUUUCGGGCGGCCCGAUUUCCCGCGAUAGAAUUAUUUGUUUAGCCCCGUGGCCCCGGAAUUAUUUGUUUCCGCGGCGUUUGUGAUGCAACAACGCACGUUCCCGAACGCACGUUGCCCCUGUUUCCAAAAUAAAUCUAUUUAACGGGGGAGAUAAAUCGCGAAAAACGCGACAUGUCGCGCGAAGUAAUUCGUUUUGGAACAAUUGUCGCGACAAAUCCUAUUUUGCGGCCGAAACUUUGUCGGGCGGCCGAUUUUUCACCACCAAUCUCUCUUUCUUCUUCGACGACAAGUUUAUUCGAACUUUAUUGUCUCUCGGUUUCGUCCCUCGUCCUCGAGAUUUCAUUUUUUUUCCUCCUUUUUUUUUAUUUUUCUAUUAUUUACGCGUUCUCCGUGCAACACCAUUUGUCGGAAGGUCCACGGUGAAUUACGCGGAGAUAGAAAGGGCGGAACCAUGGCCAUGUCUCCUCGCUUACUUAUUAGCCUGUGCGCGGCUCGUAAAUCGCGGUUAUAAAGAGUUACGCGGAAUAUUACUUGAAAAAUACGGGCUUCGUUUAAUAUUACAUAACGAGGAACUCGUUAUUGCAUCAUUUUCAUACUUCUCGAUUGUUAUUGUUCUCGAGCAAAUCGGGCAAAUCGGAGAGUGAACAUCUAUCAGGUAUUAUCAAUUGUAAUUUUCUUUGCGAUGUGAUCUCUGAUAAAAAAAAAAGAAGAAAAGAAGAAAAAAGUGACGAAUUAAUUGCAAUUCUCAGACUUUAAUGCGUAUAGAGAACGAUAUGGGGCUCUAACAAAUGCGUAAAAAUUGUCUAUUUUUUUUCGACGUUAGAGUUUAAAUAUUUAGACUGUAAGUUCUUUUCAUAAUUCGAAAAUAAUAAUAAAAAAAAAAAAUAUUGAAAA
Apis cerana (Asiatic honeybee) is the source of this 3506-nucleotide messenger RNA. RefSeq lists its product as uncharacterized. The record is from RefSeq and is a predicted model, not a curated record. NCBI's taxonomy places the organism in Eukaryota, Metazoa, Arthropoda, Insecta, Hymenoptera, Apidae.